This is a messenger RNA of Dermacentor andersoni, 12859 nucleotides long. Its product is annotated as muscle calcium channel subunit alpha-1-like. The record is from RefSeq and is a predicted model, not a curated record. Gene Ontology annotation, cellular component: voltage-gated calcium channel complex; membrane. Gene Ontology annotation, molecular function: high voltage-gated calcium channel activity. Gene Ontology annotation, biological process: calcium ion import across plasma membrane. Lineage: Eukaryota; Metazoa; Arthropoda; Arachnida; Ixodida; Ixodidae.
GCGCCGGGAGAGGAGCUGUCGGCCCGGAGCGAUCCGCUGGCCCGGGGCCCCCCGAUGGCCGCAGUGGUGCGAUCACCGGUCCGCGUUGUGACGCCUCCCGCAUUGUCGUUCGUUCUCGCUGCCGUGCCGCCGCCACGGCCCGCGUUUGUGGCCCGUCCGCCGCCGAAGGAGGCCGCGCAGUGAGGAGUGGUAGCCGCACAGCGCCGGCAGAAGGCGGCCCUCGGCGGCGGAGGACAUGGGCGCCGGGCGCCGCGUCGCAGCCGCCGCCCCGACUGGGACGCCGCCGUCGCCGCUGCCGCUGCUGCUGCACGGGAAGAGGGCCGCCGCGGGCCCGCGCUGCUGAGCCCACGACGUCGCCGGACCCAUGUCGGACCCCGACGACACAGGCGGGCGCGAGGCGGCGCCGUGCCCGGAGGUCGCCCGCUGCCAUGAGUCGUGGUCGUCCCGCCGGUGGCCGUCGCUGCCCAACCUCGCGGCCGGGAGCCGCCCACGGCGCAGCUCGCCCGCCUGCUGCUGGGACUCGCCGGCAUCGCUCGCCGUACACACCGCCGCAGCCGCCGCAGUCGCAGGAGCAGGAGGAGGAGGGCGAAGCAGCGGCUCGGGCCCUGGCGGCGGGAGCCGCACGAGCAGCGGCAGCGCGGGCCGUCCCUUGUCCAGCGCGUGGCACACGGCGCUGGGCGCCGCCGACGCCAUGAACACGCUGAGCAGCCAGCACAGCGGCGGCGGCGGCGGGGCGGCCGCCGCUGCCUCGGCGGGGCCGGCAGGGGGCGCCUCUGGCGGCGCCUCGUCACGUGAGCGCCGGAGGGCCCCGCGCAAGGGCCCCAAGCUGGUUGAGAGGCCCCUGCGGGCGCUCUUCUGCCUCGGGCUGGGGAACCCGCUGCGAAAGCUCUGCAUUAGUGUCGUCGAGUGGAAGCCUUUUGAAUAUCUAAUUCUGUUAACAAUUUUCGCCAACUGUGUGGCUUUAGCUGUUUACACUCCCUAUCCCAACGGUGAUUCCAACCAAGUGAAUGCCACUCUGGAAAAAGUGGAGUAUAUAUUUCUAGUGAUAUUUACAGCCGAAUGCUUUAUGAAAAUUAUUGCCUACGGCUUCCUGUUACACCCAGGUGCUUACUUACGCAACUCGUGGAAUUUUCUAGAUUUCAUAAUUGUAGUUAUAGGUCUUAUCAGUACAGCCCUAUACGCAUUUAUGAGGGAAGGCUUUGACGUAAAAGCUUUGCGUGCAUUCCGAGUUUUGAGGCCAUUGCGGCUAGUUUCUGGAGUGCCAAGUUUACAAGUUGUUUUGAAUUCCAUUCUGAAAGCCAUGGUGCCUUUGCUUCACAUCGCUCUCCUCGUGGUGUUCGUCAUCAUCAUCUAUGCCAUCAUCGGGCUCGAGCUGUUCUCAGGAAAACUGCAUCAGACCUGCUACAACAAUGCGACCGGGGAGUUCGCGGAGGAGGAGCCCCACCCGUGCGGCGAGUCGGGCUUCGUGUGCGACGCUAGCAAGGGUCACGUGUGCCGGGGACCCUGGGACGGCCCCAACUUCGGCAUCACGAACUUCGACAAUUUCGGGCUCGCCAUGCUCACCGUCUUCACCUGCGUAACCAACGAAGGAUGGACGGGGGUCCUGUACAACAUCAACGACGCAAUGGGCAACGAAUGGCCGUGGAUAUACUUCAUCAGCCUCAUCAUCCUAGGAUCGUUUUUUGUCCUGAACCUCGUUUUGGGUGUCCUGAGCGGGGAGUUCUCCAAAGAGAGGGAGAAGGCGAAGGCACGCGGCGACUUCCACAAGCUGCGCGAGAAGCAGCAGAUCGAGGAAGACCUCCGAGGAUACCUGGACUGGAUCACGCAAGCGGAGGACUUAGAGGCCGACGACAAGGAGGCGGCAGAGGACCGGCUUGCGAGUCAAGACACCGACCGGGAGCAACAGCGGGAAGGGGAGACGACGAGUGGCGACGUCGUGGUCCCGUCCUGGUGGGCAUCCAAGAGCAAGCAGCUGACUCGUACCAACCGCAGGCUACGGCGUGCCUGCCGCAAGGGUGUGAAGUCGCAAGCCUUCUACUGGAUCGUCAUCGUACUCGUGUUCCUGAACACGUUGACGCUGGCAUCUGAACAUCACACGCAACCGCCUUGGCUGGACCACUUUCAAGACGUGGCGAACAUGUUCUUCGUGGUGCUGUUCACGCUGGAGAUGCUACUGAAGCUGUACAGCCUGGGCUUCCAGGGCUACUUCGUGUCGCUGUUCAACCGCUUCGACUGCUUCGUGGUGAUCAGCUCUAUCCUGGAGACGGUGUUCACAUAUACCGGCCUCAUGCCUCCCCUAGGAGUGUCCGUGCUUCGUUGCGUCCGCCUGCUGCGAAUAUUCAAGGUCACCAAGUAUUGGGCGUCGCUUCGGAACCUGGUGGCGUCUCUGAUCAACUCGAUGCGGUCGAUCGCCAGCCUGCUGCUGCUGCUGUUCCUGUUCAUCGUGAUAUUCGCUCUGCUCGGAAUGCAGGUGUUCGGCGGCAGGUUCAACCGCCGCACCGAAGACAAGCCGCGAAGCAAUUUCGACACCUUCUGGCAGGCUCUGCUCACCGUAUUCCAGAUCCUGACCGGUGAGGACUGGAACGUAGUGAUGUACGACGGCAUCAAAGCCUUCGGCGGUGUUGGCUCUCUCGGCGGGAUGGCCUGCAUCUACUUCAUUAUUCUUUUCAUUUGCGGCAACUACAUAUUGCUCAACGUAUUCUUGGCCAUCGCAGUAGACAACCUGGCUGACGCUGAAAGCCUCACUGCCAUAGAAAAGGAGGAAGAGGAAGAGGAGGAAGGCGCCGAGGAAGACGAGGAAGAGCGGCGCAAGCGGCUCCGCCAGGAGCGGAAGCGGCGCCUGAGGCGGCGGCGUAGGCGGCGGCGCCGGCGCGAGCGCAAGCGGCGUCAGCAGCAGCGGCAGCAGCGGGACGCCGAACAGAACACCGGCGGUGCCAGCCAGGACGAGGCCCCGAACGAUGCGGGAAGGGGCGCCAACAACGGCGGUCACCCGCCGUCGGACAAGGCUGACGCUCUGGCCGGCCACAUGAACCACGCGCCGCUCAUCAAGAUAUCUAAGGAAAAACAAGACAAGACACAAGUACAAAUUACUGUAGAAGACACAAGUGCUGACGACGGGAGCGCGAAAAACCCAGUUGACCAAGAGGAAAGCGACGAUGACGAUGAUGACGGUAGCGACGAGGAGGACGACGACGACGACGAAGACGACGACGAAGAUUACGGGGACGAAGAGGAGGACGUUGGAGACGAGGAAGACGAAGAAGACGAGGAGGAUGAGGAAGAGCUGGACGAGGAGGAGGUGGAGUCUGACGAAGAGUCCGUGAGGUCGGCGCGCCCGCGCCGCAUGUCCGAACUCAACAUCAAGACCAAGAUCCGGCCCAUCCCCAAGGCCAGCUCUUUCUUCAUCUUCUCGCACGACAACAGAUUUCGUAUCCUCUGCCACAAGAUAAUCAACCACAGUUACUUUGGCAACUUCAUUCUUGUGUGCAUUCUCGUCAGCAGUGGUAUGCUCGCCGCAGAGGACCCGCUUCGCUCAAACACACACCGAAACACGAUCCUGAAUUACUUCGACUACUUUUUUACCACUGUAUUUACCAUUGAGAUCACGCUCAAGGUGAUAGCGUACGGGGUGAUUCUGCACAAAGGGUCCUUCUGCAGGAGUUACUUCAACCUCCUUGACGUCCUCGUCGUCUGCGUGUCGCUCAUCUCGUUCGGCUUCGGAGAUGGGACCAUCUCUGUAGUGAAAAUCCUUCGUGUCUGUCGCGUGCUUCGUCCACUGAGGGCCAUCAAUAGGGCUAAAGGUCUAAAGCACGUAGUGCAAUGCGUCAUCGUGGCCGUGAAGACGAUCGGCAACAUCAUGUUGGUGACGUUCCUGCUCAACUUCAUGUUCGCCGUCAUUGGCGUCCAGCUCUUCAAGGGGAAGUUCUUUCGAUGUACAGACCGGUCAAAGCUGACACAACCAGAAUGCCGGGGAAAGUUCAUCGUGUACGCCGAGGGCGAUAUAACGCGACCGUCCGAGGAGAGCCGGAUGUGGGAACAGAACAACUUCCAUUUUGACGACGUCCUCAAGGCCAUGCUGACGCUCUUUACCGUGUCCACUUUCGAAGGGUGGCCCGACCUCCUGUACGUGGCCAUCGAUUCGAAUGAGGAAGACCACGGCCCACUGUACAACUAUCGGCCUCUAGUGGCAGUGUUCUUCAUCGUAUACAUCAUCAUCAUCGCAUUCUUUAUGGUGAACAUAUUCGUCGGCUUCGUUAUUGUGACCUUUCAGAACGAAGGCGAGCAGGAGUACAAGAACUGUGAGCUCGACAAGAACCAAAGGAACUGUAUCGAGUUCGCACUCAAAGCGAAACCCGUGCGGCGCUACAUCCCAAAGGCCCGCUUCCAGUACAAGAUGUGGUGGUUCGUCACGUCCCAGUAUUUUGAGUACGCGCUCUUCGUGCUCAUCAUGACCAAUACACUCACCCUUGCCAUGAAGUUCUACGGCCAACCCGAUUCCUACACGUACGCACUGGAUGUCAUGAACAUGAUUUUCACCGCCGUUUUUGCCCUCGAGUUCGUCCUAAAAAUUGUGGCCUUCAGGUUCAAGAACUACUUCGGCGACGCGUGGAACGUGUUCGACUUCAUAAUUGUGCUGGGCAGCUUCAUCGACAUAUUCUACUCCGAAGUAAACCCGGGAACCAACAUCAUCAGCAUCAACUUCUUCCGACUGUUCCGCGUCAUGCGCCUCGUCAAGCUACUCAGCAAAGGCGAAGGCAUCCGAACCUUGCUCUGGACCUUUAUCAAGUCCUUCCAGGCCCUACCCUACGUCGCCCUUCUCAUUGUGAUGCUCUUCUUCAUCUAUGCAGUUAUUGGAAUGCAGCUUUUUGGUAAAAUUGGUUUGGAGAAUGACGAUAGCGCCAUCGACCGCAACAACAAUUUCCAGACAUUUCCGCAAGCCGUUCUGGUGCUCUUCAGGUCAGCGACUGGCGAGUCGUGGCAGGAGAUCAUGCUGUCGUGCCUGAACACGGACGAGGUCCGUUGCGACAAGUCCUCCGAGGAAGGCGACCAGGCGCCUUGCGGCAGCGACGUGGCGCUCAUCUACUUCAUCUCCUUUUACAUCCUUUGCUCCUUCCUGAUCAUCAACCUUUUUGUUGCCGUCAUUAUGGAUAACUUCGACUACCUGACCCGUGAUUGGUCGAUCUUAGGACCUCACCACUUGGAUGAGUUCGUUCGCCUAUGGUCAGAAUACGACCCGGAUGCCAAAGGGCGCAUCAAGCACUUGGACGUGGUGACGCUGCUGCGGAAGAUCCAACCCCCUCUGGGAUUUGGAAAGCUUUGCCCCCAUCGGGUCGCCUGCAAGAAACUAGUAUCAAUGAACAUGCCACUGAAUAGCGAUGGCACGGUCAUGUUCAACGCCACUUUGUUUGCUGUAGUUCGUACUUCGCUCAAGAUUAAAACAGACGGGAAUAUUGACACUGCCAAUGAAGAACUAAGAGCCAUCAUAAAGAAGAUCUGGAAGAGGACCAGCCCCAAGCUACUCGACCAAGUGGUGCCGCCCGCAGCGGACGAUGAUGUGACGGUGGGGAAGUUCUACGCGACCUUCCUGAUCCAGGACUACUUCCGGAGGUUCAAGAAGCGCAAGGAGGAGCGAGCAUCGCAGAAGGAGCCCAACGAAAGCACCGUCGCCCUGCAGGCGGGCCUCAGAGAACUGCACGAGAUGGGGCCUGAAAUCCGACGCGCUGUAUCCGGGAACCUGGACCAGGAUUUCGAAGAAGGACAAGACAACGAACCUAUGCACCGACGCAACCACACCCUGUUCGGGAGCAUGUGGUCGUCGAUGCGGGCCGCGAGCCGGCCGCACAGCGGCGUGUCGGGGGCGACGCGCGCCCCUCCGCCGCAGGGCUACCAGCACGCGAGGGUCUCGCCGACGGCCUCGCUCGACCACCGGCUGCCGCAGCGCGCGUCCAACCACGUGCAGCUGCGCUCCAAGCACGAUGGCACUGUGGCCUCGCCCAGGAGUCCUUCCAGCUCCACACGAACGCCCUCCUUUCGUGCCCACUCUCCUCCUGCAUGCGCCUCGUCGACCGAGGACCCCGACCAGUGCGGGGCGCCGUCGUCGUCGCCGUCGGCCACGACCCGACAGGCGCCGUCGGUGUCGCCCAGCAGCUCGCCGCUGCACGUGGCGCCGGGUGGUUCGUCGGCUGCGGGAAGCUCGUGCGCCGGCAGCAGCUCGCUGUACGGCGAGGACGAAGACGACGACGGCCGCAGGGCUGCCGAGACCAUCCCGCUGCGCUCACUGCGGCGGUCGCGCUCAGCGCGCCAGCCGUCGACGACCACGAGCAGCGGGUCGCCGGCGUUGGGCGCCAGGGCCUCGUUUCAGCCGGACUUCUACUUCUGUCAACCCCACACAAGCGGCGAAGAGGAAGACGGCGCUGUGGGCCGCGCGCCCACUCCGCCCCCCCGCCGAGGCCUGGUGGGCGCGGUGCGCGCGGGCAGCUUCCGGCUGCCGUGCCUCAGCAAGCAGGACAGCCACGAGCGACCCAUCUUGAGCUGCAGCUCGAGCUCGCACGACACGCCGCCGCUGUUUCGGCCGGGCUCGUCGGGCCUGCUGCGAGCGGGCACCGAGCCCUCGUCAUCGUCUUCGCUGCAUCCCACCAUGCACAGGAUCGCCGCCUCGCUGCGCCAGGCGCCCCUGCCGGCCAUGGCCGUCGCGGGGUUGGCGCCCGGGAGCCCGCCCGCUUUGCUGAGGGGGUCGAGCCCGCCUCCGGGACGCUUCCUGCACAGGGCGUCCUACCACGGCUCGUCGCGGGGCAGCCCUGGCCUGGACCAGAACCACCUGACGAGCGGUGCGCCGAGGAGACCCGAGGACUCGCCCAGCGCCUUCGUGGGAAGCGCCGAGAACCUCGUUGGACGGGUUCUCCACGAGCAAGGCCUGGGCAAGUACUGCGACGCCGACUUCGUGCGGGCCGCUCAGCGAGAGCUGGCGGAAGCCUUCAACCUGACCCAGGAGGAGAUGGACAGGGCGGCGCACGAGAUCCUUCAGGCUGAACGCCGCCGAAGCAUGCCGCAGCUUCACCGCCCGGGCCACGGCGGUGUCGACGACUAUGUUGCCACAACGAGUCCCACGGAUGAGAACGCUGCCGCGCACGUCGAGCUGCCCGUGGUGGCCACAUCGCCGACGGAGAACAGAAGCCCUCCUGCGGAGCAGCGGGCCGACGUUGCCGCGACGUCCCCGACGCGACCCCAGUCGCCAGGACAGCCGUCCGCCAACGGCAAAACUGGAGGCUUCAGGGACACGCCCUUAUAGCGGCGGCAGCGACGACCUCCCACAAUUGUCCGGGCCUUCGAGUUGGCCAUUCAGUGACAACGGGGACUGCAGCACGCGUCAUCGUGGCAAAAGGCGGUGACGACGUCUGCCCUGUAUCGCAACAACAGGCGUUCACCUUUGUUGACAGGCGAAGGUACCAUCGAAGAGCCGUUCCUCGUCGGCAGUGCCUGCGACGCGCCACCAAGGUAGCGCGGAACGUCUCCUUGUAGUGCCCAGCAUCAAGCGAUUACGCGCUUGGUCUCAUUGGUCCUGUCCAAUGCGCCCAGUGGGGACAAUGUGUACGCGGGCGCAUUGGCUUCGGACUGCGUCGUUUCCUUCUUUUUUGGCGACGGUGGUUCGUGCCACCAGGAGCUACAGGCCGCGUCUCCAAUACUCCUUGUCACAUUUGUUCCAUGGCAGUCGCCAUCGAGAACCAUCGCCUUUGAGUAGCGCCCGCAGCCUCUCCGGAAGGACGGACUAUCGCAUCACGAGCUCUUUCGAGACUACGUUCGUCGCCCUUCAAUCAAACUCAUUUUCCACGAAUCUCCGUGAACGGGAACACAACGUGACUUUCUGGCAACUUCCAGCGAAGAGGACUUUAACAAACGGUUCAUCGAACGAUUGACUUUGCUAUCUGACGCUUUUUGAAAAGACAUGGCCCCCGAACAGGAAUGCGUUCAUUGACCCAGUGAAGAGUUCAAGAGGACUUCAUGCUCGAGAGCCCGAGCGCAGCCGUAGAAAGAAGAAAAAAGAAAACGCUCCUUGUCCAUUUUCGCGCGCUUAGCUUUUUAAGCCCCUGCAACCCCACCAUAGCAUAGCUGCGUAGUUCUCUUGUGGGGCCGUGUACAUAGCUGUACAGUCGUCAGAAGGGUCUUCGCAGAAGUCGACCUGUCGUGUGAACACUCCAGUGCCUUUUUCUCUCUCUCUCUCUCUCUCUCUCUAUCUUACGCACCUUUUUUCUCCGUAGUGCGAGCGGGGGCCUGUAGGACGCAAUUACGGCUGAAUUUCAAUGGUUGUGUGCCCCGAGAAAGUGCUCGAGUCUAAACCACACGCCCUUCUUCGUUUUUGUUUCGGUAUUAGUGCUGCCAGCAACACUUGUUCUCGAAACCAGCGAUGUGUGGUGGACUAGAACACUAUGCCUGGAUGAACGCAUCGCUGUGUGGCCAUCCAUGCAGGUGGAGUGAUUGUUCCUUCGCGCAGCACGUCCAGCGAUUCCUCGUGGCUUCCGGCCGAAGGUGCAUUUCACGGUGGAUUCAGCUUGCUUCUCAUCGUACGGGCUUUGGUGUGGACGUCUACAGGCAUUUGUGACGAAAGCUGGUGUGUGUGCGUGCGUGCGUGUGCGCGUUUCUGUGGCGUUUUCGUUUAUUUGCUUCGUUGUUUGUUUGUGCUCUCAGCCCUCCAGUAUGUUGACACUGGGCGCCAACUUCAAGGGAGAUCGGAUUCUCUUUUUUUUCCCUCCUUCGAACAGUCUCUCGUGCGCGAGCCUCUCGUUUUGUGGUCCCUACGGACAAGGACGCGUUGUUUACGAGUCGUUAUACAAGCACCUUGUCAAGCUUCUUAUUCGCUUUCUCACACGUGUAACGUACCCACUUUGUUUAUCUGUGUGUGUGCGUGUGUGUGUGUGUUACCCUUCCUCUCUUGAUUCCACGCUUUAUGUGUACUUCACGCGUGGGAAGAACAACUUGAAGACUGGGAAAGAAAGCUCCCACCUACACUCAGAAAAAUGUUAUGCCCUUUAGAGUGUAACUUUGCCAUACAACAGCAAAUUUGAUCAUACAUUUGGCGUUUUAAGCUAGAAUUCAUGUAGCAAACAAAAUGCUUAUAUAGGGCACAGAGAUGGAAGCGCUCGUAAAGGUUGUUGGAACGGCUGUUCCCCUUAUUGCCUAAGGGCUGUCAGUCAGCAUGUACAUCUGAGUAGAAAGCAUGCAACAGGUAGAAAAUAGCUUAUACGUAUGGCAAAACUAAAAUGCAGUAUUACAGCUAACAGGGAGCAGACUAGGCUUUGACGACGAAACAGAGAAAAGCGCCUUCUUGUGUCGUUCUGGUAUAGAUGCGUGCUAUCAAGUGUGUCCCACUAACUAGCGCAAUCUGGCGCUGCUCAAAUAUAGUAGACUAACUAAAAUACUGUACGUCAGCGAACGUAUAGGGCGAUGUUCAAGCACAUAAGCACAUUCAGAUGACCCAGCUCUUGCGAGAAUUCGUGGUCAUCACGGCAGUUCUUUCCUUAACGUUCCCAUUGAUUUGCUGCCAGGAUCACCCUGGGCACGCCAGGUGAUUUUGCACACGAUGUACCCAGAAAACUAUGCUUUUUUUUUUCAAAGUUGUUGUGGGUCAGAAUUACACUCCAGCAGGUGCGACAUUUUUCGGAGAUGUGUGGGUAGAGAUGUUGCUCACAGGAAUCAUUGAAGAGGUAACAGCCGCGUAGACAUUGAAAUUUCUAACGCUUUUAACCAGACUGCAGCAGAUGUAGGAGUAUCUUCUCUUAUCUACUUAUCCAACAGCCAUCGUGUUGUGAAAUUAGGAAGUCUGUGCCGUGUCGGUGCCAGCAGCAGAUGUCGCAAGUGUGAGCGUGUUUAUUACAUUUUGCAAGGCGGCUUCUUCGUUAUGGAAGCGUGCACGAACACGGGCCCACCGUAAUGUUUUUUCGCAAGCUUCCGGCAGCGAAGCUGUUUCGCGCGUUGGCACUGCCUUGCCCUAUUUGCUCUUGUUGCAGCGCUACUCGCCGCUGCCAGGUGCGAGAGGACGUUUCCGGAGCGCUACCUCAGGCCAGCCAGGUGCACAUUAGCGCGAGCGGAUGUGUUACGUAUAAUUUGCUGGAUAAUAUCGCGAAUGGCGGCAAGGCAUACCAGAGGAGCAUUCGUUCGCUUUUCUGCUAAUCUGUAUCGACGUUCUGCUAGUCUGUUCUGAUAGUUCUGCUAAUCUGUAUCGACGCAUUGCCUACUUCAUAUAAAUUUGCUGCGCAAGCCUAUAGAAAAUGUCGGGCUGACUUAGCCCGGGAGAGGAGUUUCAUUUAGUAUGUGAGCUCUUUUAACUCCCUCGGUUGACAUGUGGUAUGAAUAUAUUAGUCUGCACAUCGAACAUCUUUUUUAUUGGGCAAAACCAUUUCUGCCGAUUUCGUUAAACGUGGACGUGAAUGUACUUGCGACAUGUACAAAGAAAUUACAGAAAAAGCUAUCUCCGCGACGGCGUCAAUCCUCUGCAAUCGCUGCACACUUCUUCUCCGGGUCAUAUUCCCGAUCCUGUGACUUUAUGCGGCCACAUACCACAGGUUCUAAAGCUGUUCAACUAUUUAUUCGCACGAUCAAUGAAGACAUCUCAACUGUGGUACACUAGGAACACUAAUAACAAUUGGAUAUUUGUGAUCAGGGAGCAACCUCAGAGAAGGACCGCAAACAGCAAACUAAGCAAUUGUAAAUUUUUGCGCGGCUGUCAAAUACUGGACGCUAAUUUAACAUUUUGGUGCGGCGAUAGCGACACGCCCAGAAAGCAAGAAGAAGGAGCAAAAUUAUAGAAUGUCAAGACAAAGGUAUAAAGUACUAUUUUUCUAUAGGGUACAUUAGCGUAGUCAGCUGAAAGAUACAAACGCAGACAAGGACGAGUGUUUUGUGUUCGUGCCUAAUCGAGACUUUGCACUCGUAUACCUUAGGUCGAAUGCGACACCAACUAGCUCAGCAUUCAAUUGGAAUAGGCUUCACGUUUCGGGUGCUUUGGCUGGUGUCGAAAACCAGGCGUAUCUGCUUGUUUCUUUUGAUGCACCGAAGCCUGCGUUAGCGUACCGCAAGACGUCCUGUCGCACUUAUCAAGCGCUUGUUUCCUCGUUAGGACUCCUCGUGUGUUGUGCUAGCACAGAAGGCGGCUAUCGAGCGUCUCUGCAAACGCCGCCUGCUCCUGCGUCGCUUUUCUCCGAGAGGAAAAAAAAAAGUGCCUAUCCCCUCGCCCUGUAGCUAUGUCACUGAAUGCGUGCACGUGUAGAGCUGUUUCUGCGGUAGGUCGGUAAUAAAAAGAAAACAGCGAAGCGGCAUUUGCUUGCACAUAAAAGCGUUUUACUUAGCGGGAGCACGCGCAAACUAGACCGUGCGAUCGGCUGAAGAAGGCUUUGGUGUGUAAAUACAGAAUCACGAUCCUGAACUUGAAAAAUUGUUGGUGAAGUCUCACCAGAGAAGAGUUCUGGUGCGGUGAACUGUAGGGGUUGCCCAACCGUUUUUGCAGUGUUAUCUUGGGCACUAGUGCUAGCUAGCUAGAAGGUCCAUCGCUCAAACUUCUUCUGGCAAGUCUGAAACAAGGAAGCUUCAUGAUGUAGGUCAGCUGCGUCGAGGCACACACGUUACCGAAGCACCGUGAAUCCACUUGCGUCGCGGAUCACGUUGAGAGCUCAUAGCCUAGACGUGAGAGCCACAAAUGUUGCUUCGAAUAGUGCAAAGCCAACACAAACACGAGAAAAAGACAAUCAAACGUCAGCGAUAACCAGAAGCCUGUUAUUCGUGCCCGAGUUACCUUUUUUCUGCCUGAAGAUACAUUCAUUCCAACUAGCACAAUCGCAAUGAUUACUUCACCAGGCCUCCUCCGAAAUUCGCUCGUAAUGGCUCGCCCUCGGCGACCGAGACAUCCAGGCAUAAAGGCACGGCCUUCAGCAGCGGACCGCAUUGCCUCUUGCGCGCGCGCCCAUGCAGGCCUCCCCGAGAAGGCGCUUCGACGUUGCCCUCCCAUUGCGUCCGCAGCAGCCAGCCGCCGAAGAACGUAUAUACCCGCGUCUUUUGCACUUUUUAAUGCCAAAGCGCGCAGCCCACCUCAUUUGGACAGAGACACUGCUCUGCGCUCGGUAGGUUUGCAUAGGUUACGUAGCCCGUUGUCCUUCUAGCCGCAAGGCGUGUUGAUGGUUGAGAAGAUGGAGCGAUCUGGCGAAGGUCCCCGAGUGACGACGGUUCUCCCGUUCGGCAUGCACAGAAGCGUUCUUUGUUUUCUUGUUAGGGCCGGACGCGCCAGCUUUGUCUUUUCGGAGCGGGCAUCUUGUUCUUCACCCUUUGUCACAACGAGCGGCGGCACGUGAACACUGAUAAAGGGCAAGCAUAUUGAGCGGCUGUGGUUCACGAGGAGUGAAAGGUAAACGUUUGACGUGAAGGUUGUGGGUGAACUCGCUAGUGUGCCGUUGCACGCCGGGGUGGAGAAAUGCCUAGUGGGUGCACUCGUAAGCCCGCUGGUUUCUAAUUCGUGUACUGUCUUACCAUUUUUAGCGCUAUGCGCACAUAGCGCAUAUACUAUAGGGUGCUUUUAUUAAUGAAAUAAGAAAAAAAAAUAUCCCGCUCCACUUUGUUAGGGAGAACAUUCUGCGCUUUUCUACGACGUCAUUGCUUAGCGUCGAAUUCCUCCGGAGUGUAUCUUGAUUGCCUCCCCGUGAUCCCUGCCCACGACACUGUUUUUACGCAGCAUUUUCUUUCAAGUUCUUGCGGCGCUCAUCUCAGAACUUCAACGUAUAACCACAGAGGGAAUUUGUGACGUUUUUUUCUUUCUUUUGGUGUCCUGCUAUUGUUAUUUAUCCUGGUAGCCAGUUUCAUAAUAAAGAAACAAAUCGAA